CAGAACCGAUGUGCACCAAACAAUUCUGCACUUUCAACAUUAUUAUUUAUUUCUAUUGAAUCUCCAGUGAAGUGUCAACCAUUUCACCUAUUCUAAUUGAAUGAAAAUUAACUCAUUACUUGUGGCUUGACAUUUCAAAAUGUUUAUUUACAUCCGAUGUAUUCCUCACAUUUUUCUCCUGAUGGGACUGUGCGAAUCGGUAUUCCUACCACCGCGAAUGCUCCAAGACCUGUGGAGACGAGCAAACGAGACAAUGGAUAAAUACGAUAGAACAGAGUCCGCAAUUUCGAUGUCGAGUACAAAGUUGAGGCACGGCUCACCUUCAUGGUACCUCGGGGCAUCACACGAGAUGACAGAGGCAGCACAUAAUUUAUCCAGACAAGCACUCAGAAGCGAGACAAUGGCAAUUAUGCUAGUUGAAGCACUGGACAUGUCCCCGAGGGAUGCUGUAUCACUGCUACCAGCCAUGUCCUUGACCCCAGACCUAUGCCAUCACACGGGGAAUGUCUUCACCAGAACUGCCAGUCAAUGCAAAAAAUUUAAUCCCAAAUACAGAACGCACACUGGUACAUGCAAUAAUCCAUCGCAUCCGAAUUGGGGAGCAGCUCUAGAGGCUUACAGUCGAAUUCUUCCACCAGAGUAUCAAGACGGGGUUUCCUUACCCAAAACUAGCUUUCCGAGUGCUCGUCAGGUCUCCAUGAGUGUUCACUCAGGUGGUCAUGACUCCAGGCAUCCCUUCCUCAUGGCUAUGACUGCACUUUUUGGACAAUUCGUCGCUCAUGAUCUUGCUCAUACCCCCAAGAUACAGUUCAGCAAUGGCGAGAGACUCAAGUGCUGCGAUGUCGACUUUGAUUAUUUCCAUCCCGAGUGCUUUCCCAUCAGGGCUGAUAGUCCUCUUGGAUGCAUGGAGUACUCCAGGUCUGCGAUACAUCCUGGAAAUAAUCAGGGCUGUAAGCUGGGCCCCAGACAGCAGAUGAAUCAAGCCACUUCCUAUCUGGAUUUAUCUCCAAUCUAUGGGAGCUCUGAGGAAACUUCUCGCAGUCUUCGCUCAGGCAAGACUGGUUUGCUGAAGACUCAGCGAAAAAAUCUGCCGAUGCCAUCGGCCAACUCUAAAGACUGCAGGACUCGUGAUAAAGCUCUGCCUUGCUUCUCCAGUGGUGAUUAUCGGAUCAAUGAGCAUCCGGGAAUAGCUAUGAUGCAUGUAUUAUUCCUGAGGGAGCACAACAGAAUUGCUGGACAAUUAGCUGAGCUCAAUCCACUCUGGGAUGAUGAGAGACUUUAUCAAGAGGCCCGAAGAAUCGUUAUCGCGGAGAUGCAGCACAUCACCUACGGGGAAUUUCUGCCAGCUGUUCUUGGCGAGAACAAUCUCCAGAGAUUCAAUUUACGACCAAUGAAAUUGGGUUUCUUCACGAAAUACGAUUCGAGAUUGGAUGGAACAGUCAGCAAUGCCGCAGCGUCUGCUGGAUUAUUUUUCAUAGCAGCUCUCACCCCGAAAACUCUAGAUCUCGUUGACUCGAGUACAUCAGAAAAAUCCGGAGAGAGAUCAUUAUAUUCGGCGUUUUACGCACCUCAGGAGCUGUACGAGGCCGGGGCCAUCGAUCGCCUCAUCGCUGGAGCCACCGCUGGGCAUUCGAGAAAGCCGUACCCCCCAAGUCUCAACGAGAUCUUCCUGGAGCGAUACUUCCACGAUGGAAAAACAAAUGAUGCCGCCGUGGAUUACGUAGCCCAGGUGAUCCAAGAAGGCAGAGAUCACGGUCUUCCUCCCUACAUUCGCUGGAGGGCAUUCUGCGAUAUGCCAGAUGUAAAAACCUUCAAAGAUCUCAGUGGUACCAUGUCGAAGGACACAAUCGAUAGAUUACAACGUGUCUACAGAAAUGUCGAGGAUAUCGACCUUGUGACUGGGGCCCUGUCUGAGGUCGCUGUGGAGGAUGCCGUAAUGGGGCCGACCUUUUUAUGUUUACUGGGACACACAUUCAGAAAUACUCGCCUAGGUGAUAGGUAUUGGUAUGAGAAUGACAGGACACCCGGUGCUUUCACCAUUAAUCAGCUCAAUGAAAUUCGAAGGAGUACUAUGGCGAAAAUUCUGUGUGAUAAUGGAGAUCGGCUCAAGAAGGUUCAGCCCAGAGCUUUUCUGCUCAAGGAUCCAUUUCUGAACGAAAUGACCGACUGCACAAUGUACCAAAGUGGAGGUAUGAACCUGUCCGUGUGGAAAGAAUACCGUAAUUAGAAGUGAAAAGAGAUAAUUGUCCUGUAAGCCUGAGAGAAAAAAAAACAGCCGGAAGCAUCUAAUUCCAGGACUUCUUCUCACAUGAAACUGUACAUUCUGAGAAAAACUAAAAGUCCCUCCGGAAAAUCUUCCGAGGCAUUAAAAAAAUCGUCAGUUCCGGAUUGCCAGCAGAAUUUUAUGACUUAAAUAACAGUCUCUCUUAAACAUCCAUAAUUACUGAAUUGCUUAAAAAAUUAUCGAACUCCAUAAAUCAAUUUUAAUUUGGUCAUUACAAUGACACGUCAUAUUACAGUUUUGAUUUUUCGAGUGUUGAACACAUGAUUCUAUUUCUUCAACUGACGAUUAUUUAAUUCCUCCCAAAAUUUAUUUAAAAAUCCGACUAGUGAGGCAAUACGUAGUUAUUUAAAUCGAAGAAUUACUCGAGACGAAAGAAAUAAUCGAAGACAAAGGGAUAAUCGUAAUUUGUCGAAUAUGUGUAAUUGCAAAUUUCUAUAGAUGAGUGGAGAAAAGGAGAGAAUGAACGUCAGAAGGGAAUUGACCUUUUGAACCACAGGUUGACUGCGUAACACUCGUUACCAUUUGCAAGGAGCUAAUAAGUAUUGAGAGUCAUGUGAUGCCAAGAGAAGAGGCACUUCAAGGGGCCACUCCACAGCAAUUUAUUGUUAUGAAACAAACACGUACCGAUCGUUAACACAAUUGCAACCUCCAAUUGGAUUAAAUCAUAUUUAAUUUUUUAUUACGUACACUCCAAUGUAAUUGAAGAUGAGUGCCAGAGCAAUUAUUGGCUAUUCACCUUGAAAAAUAUUUGUAUAAU
This is a messenger RNA of Fopius arisanus, 3041 nucleotides long. Its product is annotated as peroxidasin. The coding region runs from base 140 to 2227 and encodes 695 amino acids. Gene Ontology annotation, biological process: response to oxidative stress. The transcript has 8 exons. The record is from RefSeq and is a predicted model, not a curated record. NCBI's taxonomy places the organism in Eukaryota, Metazoa, Arthropoda, Insecta, Hymenoptera, Braconidae. Gene Ontology annotation, molecular function: peroxidase activity; heme binding.